AUGGAGCCAGUAUUGAAUUGGGAUACCCAGCGCGUGGUCCGCUGGUUCAGCCAGAACGGCUUCCCCGGUUACGACACUGCUCUGAAAGACAACGAAAUUGAUGGCCAGGUGCUGGUCAACCUGGACCACGAGUCGCUAAAGGACCUGGGCAUCCGAGCGCUGGGCAAACGCAUACUAGUGCUAAAGUCCAUAUAUUUCCUGAAGCUGCAGCAUGACAUCCCAAUAACGACCGAUAGCUACGUGCCGCAGACCGUGGACCGCCGCCCGCGGCAGCAGAUCGAGCAGGAGGUGUCACGCAUGAUGGACGACAUAUACUACCUGACCAGUGAGCUGACGAACAUGCGGAGCGACCUGCAGCGCGUGUUCCGUGCGAACGUGCUGGCGAAGCCGCUGCCGGCAUUGGCCGACACGACGAAGCCGAAGACGCUGAAUUUGGCGACACCGGCGCCGGCGUCGCCGCAGAAUGCGAGUCCGCAGGCGCAGACGCCCGUGACGCCGCAUAUUCGCGUCUACGGCGACAACGCAUUGCAGCGGGAGAACGAGUCGUACAAGAGCUUCCGCAUAUCCAUCGACGAUCCGUGCAGCCGCGUGCUGCCGCAUGCACUGAAGAAGUACCAUAUUGACGACGACUGGCAGAACUACACGCUGUGUAUUCAGUACGGGAAGAGCCAGGGGAAGGGGAAGAAGAUCGAGCGCAGGCUGAACCUGGAUGAGCGGCCGCUGCGUCUGUUCCAGCAGCUCAAGGAUGCGGGCGAGGAGCCUGUGUUCGUGCUCAAGCUGGUUAAGCCCGGUGCGUCGCCGAAUGCCCUGGCGGACUCGCCUUCCGCCAACCAGCUGUACAUGUCGGGAGCUGCCCGCGAUUCGUCGGUCAGCUUGUUGUCAAACAACGAGCGCAAUGCAUCGUCCACCUCGCUCGAUACUGCUCUGCAGGCCUCUGCUGUCAGCCAGACCUCGACCACGCGGACUAUGAGCUCGUACCUGGCCACGCCCAACAAGCAUGGAGGAGGCGUGCUGGAUACCGCCAGCACAAUACACACAUAG
Messenger RNA from Linderina pennispora, 1041 nucleotides. RefSeq lists its product as uncharacterized. Lineage: Eukaryota; Fungi; Kickxellomycota; Kickxellomycetes; Kickxellales; Kickxellaceae. Gene Ontology annotation, biological process: signal transduction. Bases 1 to 1041 code for a protein of 346 amino acids. Gene Ontology annotation, molecular function: protein binding. The record is from RefSeq and is a predicted model, not a curated record. The transcript is spliced from 3 exons.